AUGACCGCUUUCCUAGCGACCGCCAUCGCUGUCGAGUCUCCAGCGUGUGCCCGGGAUAUCCAGGCGUUGAAUGAAGACCUUGUUAUAGCCGUAAUUGUACUUAUUCUUUUUGCCUUGUUCAAAUCCGGCCAUCUUGGCCAACUAUGGGCGACCUACCGGCCGCAGCUUCCUGCUCAUUCAUGUCCUCGUCCAGCACCACAAGCCGCAUCAGCAUCAGCAUCAGAAUCGGCAUCGGCAUCAUCACAAAAUGCAACUAUCCCUGCAGCUGCUACUGCGCGGGCACCCACAACCACCACAAACGUCACUGCUCUCGCUACUGCUGCUUAUAUCAAUACUGUUGCUCCUACUGUUACCGCCAACACUACUACCUCCACUACUACUACUAUCAGCACUGUCCAAUACCUACAACAAUACAAUCAAUACUUACUACGAUAUGAUCAAUACUUACUACGAUACGAUCAAUACUUGUCUCUAUACCGCCGCUAA
Molecule: messenger RNA, 486 nt
Organism: Nannizzia gypsea CBS 118893
Lineage: Eukaryota; Fungi; Ascomycota; Eurotiomycetes; Onygenales; Arthrodermataceae
Exons: 2
Coding region: 1-486 (161 amino acids)
Source: RefSeq, a predicted model, not a curated record